AUGUGGAUGUGCGCGCCCACGUACGAGCUGCGCCAGCGUGAUCUCUGCUGGCGUUCGGGGGAUGGAUUUGAGCACAGGAGGCCUGAAGAAAUGCUUUUUGGCUGCGACACCUUGAAACAGCGUUGUGUGGUUAAUCGGCUGGAUGAAGACUGGAAAGGCUGUGAAAAAGCAGGUCCUGAACAUCUACAUCAAGCGUAUUUCUACGUUGUUGAAGAACAUUUGCUUUGGGCGUGCGAGGAUGGGUUAUACUGGGAAAAUAGUAAUAAUAAGGUCACAAACUCCCAGCUGAUUCUGCCUUCUCCAGCUGUCCCAAGUUCCAGUGUCCUCCCCUCUGCCCCCCGAGAUGUGGUCCCUGUUUUGGUCUCCAGCCGAUUUGUCCGUCUCAGCUGGCGCCCACCCGCAGAAGCCAGAGGCAGCGUCCAGACGUACACGGUCUUCUUCUCCAGGGACGGCGUCAACAGGGAACGGGCAGUCAACACAUCUCAGUCCGGGACACUUCAACUUACCGUGGGCAACCUGAAGCCGGAGGAGACCUACACCUUCCGAGUGGUGGCCUACAACGAGUGGGGACCAGGAGAGAGCUCGCAGCCCGUCAAGGUCGCCACGCAGCCAGAGCUGCAAGUUCCUGGACCGGUGGAAAACCUGCGGGCUGUGUCUACCUCACCUACCUCGAUUCUCGUCUCCUGGGAUCCUCCUGCCUAUGCCAACGGCCCCGUUCAAGGCUACAGGCUGUUCUGUACGGAGACGGCGACGGGAAGAGAGCAGAACGUGGAGGUGGACGGGCUCUCGUACCGCCUGGAGGGGCUGAAGAAGUUCACCGAGUACACCCUGCGCUUCCUCGCCUACAACCGCUACGGCCCCGGCGUCUCCACGGAGGACGUGACGGUCACCACGCUGUCGGAUGUGCCCAGUGCGAUGCCUCAGAAUGUCUCCUUGGAAGUGGUGAACUCCAGGAGCAUCAAAGUUAGCUGGUUGCCUCCACCACCAGGCACUCAAAAUGGAUUUAUUACGGGCUAUAAAAUCCGACAUAGAAAGACUACCCGCAGGGGUGAGAUCGAAACACUGGAGCCAAACAACCUCUGGUACUUGUUCACAGGGCUUGAGAAAGGAAGCCAGUACAGUUUCCAGGUGGCUGCCAUGACAGUGAAUGGGACAGGGCCCGCCUCGGACUGGUACACAGCGGAAACGCCCGAGAACGAUCUCGAUGAAUCUCAGGUUCCUGACCAGCCAAGCUCUCUUCAUGUCAGGCCCUUGACAACAAGCAUCGUCAUGAGUUGGACUCCGCCGCUGAACCCCAACAUUGUCGUCCGCGGGUACAUCAUCGGCUACGGCGUGGGGAGCCCAUAUGCUGAGACUGUGCGGGUGGACAGUAAACAGCGUUAUUAUUCCAUUGAAAAUUUGGAGCCCAGCUCCCAUUACGUGAUUUCCUUAAAGGCCUUUAACAACGCAGGCGAAGGGGUGCCUCUGUACGAAAGCGCGACCACCAGGUCCAUGACAGAUCCCAUUGAUCCAUUAGAAGUUGAUUUUUAUCCUUUGCUUGAUGAUUUCCCUACCUCAGUCCCAGAUAUCUCCACCCCCAUGCUCCCACCAGUAGGUGUCCAGGCUGUUGCACUUACGCAUGAUGCAGUGAGGGUCAUCUGGGCAGACAACUCUGUCCCAAAGAAUCAAAAGACUACGGAGGUUCGCUUCUACACGGUCCGAUGGAGAACGAGCUAUUCGACAAGUGCUAAGUACAAGUCGGCAGAUACGACCGCUCUGAGUCACACCGUGAUAGGGCUGAAGCCAAACACCAUGUACGAGUUCUCCGUCAUGGUCACCAAAGGUCGGCGGUCCAGCACCUGGAGCAUGACGGCGCACGCCACCACCUACGAAGCAGCUCCAACCUCUGCUCCCAAGGAUCUGACAGUCAUUACACGGGAAGGGAAACCCAGGGCCGUCAUUGUCAGCUGGCAGCCGCCGUUGGAAGCCAAUGGAAAAAUUACUGGUAAACACGUGCAUUAUCCUGUGUUCUCCGUUUAUUUACUGUUCUGA
Molecule: messenger RNA, 2031 nt
Organism: Leptosomus discolor (cuckoo roller)
Lineage: Eukaryota; Metazoa; Chordata; Aves; Leptosomiformes; Leptosomidae
Source: RefSeq, a predicted model, not a curated record